Messenger RNA from Lolium rigidum, 2744 nucleotides. RefSeq lists its product as uncharacterized. Gene Ontology annotation, molecular function: zinc ion binding; nucleic acid binding. Lineage: Eukaryota; Viridiplantae; Streptophyta; Magnoliopsida; Poales; Poaceae. The transcript has 3 exons. Bases 1 to 2625 code for a protein of 874 amino acids. The record is from RefSeq and is a predicted model, not a curated record.
AUGGAGUUCUCCCGCCGCGGCCGAGCCACGGACUUCGCCGCCGACAGUCACCGCUGCCCGGAACCUCCGCCUCACGGAGACGCGAUGCUGGUAAUGAGCGAUGCGCUGCUGUGGCAGCUCCAGAAGAACCGCCUUCGCCACGAGAUCAUCGUGGCCGAGCUGACCAAGAUUGAGCGUGCAAUGGCCCUGCGUGUGGUGCCAAUGCCCCGGCAUGGCAUGCCGCAGUGCAGAGGACCCGUCAACUGCUGGGACCGCUACGGCGAUGUGGGUGAGGACGUGAAGCUUCCGGACAAUGACGCACAGCAGAGUGCAGAAUCCAGAUCUUGGAAACCUGUCAUGAAAGAUCGCGUCGACCGAUGCUGGAAUCCAUGCAAAUGCUCGAGUGAGACUGUACCUCCAAAUAAAAAGUCGCUGGAGGUGAAGUGGGAACUAACAGGAACAACCAUACUAGUUAAGAAGCCGAAACCACUCAUGAAAUGGAGUUGCGCCGUGUGCCAGGUGCAAGUAAACAGUGAGAAGAACCUACAGAUGCAUUGGGUAGGGAAGAAGCACAAGUCAAUAAUAGCAAUAUUGGAAUCAAGAAUUAAGGCCAUCAGUGGUCAGAAGACGAGAGCAGAAGCUGAACCUUCUCCUGGCACUGAUCAGAUAAACACAUUGUCCGUAAAAUGGAGUUGCAGCACCUGCCAGGACAAUGGUACAUGCCAUUCGGACUUGGAGGAGCACCUCAAAAGCACAAAGCACCAGCAGAACAUCAUAGCCUCAAGCAAUGUGGGCAGCAACAAUCAUACGGCGAAGAACAUAGCACCGCAUGAGAGCAAUGUGUCACAGCAUGCAGAGAAGCCACCUUCAGUAGGGAGUUGCAACAUUUGCCAAACUAUCACUUGCUGUGAGUCAGAUUUGGAGAUCCGGGCCCUCGCCGAACAAUGCAAGAACAUGGCAGUGAAUUCUGAGUCACUGAAAGGAAAUUUGGAUCCAAAAGGCAUGCCACAGCACUUACAGAAAAUGAAUGGUGAAUUAGGCUUGGAGAGCCACCUCAGAGACGGGGGACAUCAAGUGGAUGUUCAGGCCCUACACAAAAACAUCGACCAACAGAAAAACAGUAUUCACCAAAUUGCCAAGGACCAAGAAAUGUGUGAGGCCCAGUGUAACGCUGAACCACAGUUUGAGCAUCACAGUGAAAGCAGAAACCAUAAACAGAAGAUCAAUGCGAUAUUUCACGAGGGCGAUCUUGCGAAAGUGAGCAGUUUCCACAUCGGAUCCUCAUGCAAAGAAGGCAAUAUCAUUGAUGUUGCGAAGAACAUUGUGUCGCAGGAAAAAUCGCAUGAUAGCAAUGUGCCGGAGCAUGCAGAGAAACCACCUUCAGUACAGAGUUGCAGCAUUUGCCAAGGUAUCUGUAACUUCAAAUCAGAUUUGGAGAUCGGCCUGAUGUGUAGAAGGCACAUCCGAGCUAAAGUAAAAAUUGCAAAGGACCAAGAACCACCCCCGGAAGUGGAAUGUGCUGUUUGUGAGGCCAAAUGUAACUCUGAACCUCGAUUUGAUCAUCAGGGCAAAAGCAGAAAGCAUCAACAGAAGUUCAAUGUGAUACUUAACGAAGGCGAUAUUGCAAAAGUGGGCAUUGAAUCCACAUGUAAAGAAGGCAGUAACAAUGAUAUGUCAAAGGACAUUGUGUCAUUGGAAGCAAAAUCAGAGGAAAGGGAUGUCCUGGAGCAUGUACAGAAGACACCUUCUGAACGGACUUGCAGCAUUUGCCAAGGUAUAUGUAACUGUGAAUAUAAUUUGAAGAUCCAAGCUAUGGCCAGAGACAUGUACAUGAAGUCACGGAAAGCAAAGUUGAUUCCAAACGAUGUGCCAAAACACGCUAAGAAAAUGAAUGGCGAAUUUGACUUGGAGAGACCCCAGCUGAAUGUUCAGGCACUAAGCGAAAAUUUUAACCAAUGGAAAAACAAUCUUCGACAAAUUGCCAAGGACCAAGAACCACCCCCGGAAGUGGAAUCUGCUGUGUGUGAGGCCAAAUGUAACUCUGAACCUCAGUUUGAUCAUGAACGCAAAAGCAGAAUGCGUCAACGGAAGUUCGAUGUGAUGCUUGGCAAAGGCAAUAUUGCGAAAGUGAGCAGUCUCCACAUUGAAUCCACAUGCAAAGAAGGCACUAACAAUGAUACUUCAAAGGACAUUGUGUCACUGGAAGCAAAAUCUCAGCAGAGAGAUGUGCCGGAGCAUGCAGAGAAGACACCUUCAGCACGGACUUGCAGCAUUUGCCAAGGUAUUUGUAGUUGCGAAUCUGACCUGCUGACCCCAGACAUGGUCAAAUUAUACUGCAAGGUAUUGAAUUCUGAGUCAUGGAAAGCAAAGUUGAUUCCAAACAGUGUGCCACAACAUGCUGAAGAAAUAAAUGGUAGUUUAGACUUGGAGAGCCAGCAGAUGAGUGUUCAGGCCCUCGGCGAAAAAAAUAUCCAGAAGAGAAUUAAUCCACCAGAAAUUGCUCAGGGCCAAAUAUCAUCCUCGGAGUGGCAUUGCACCAUGUGCCAGGCCAAAUGUCAUUCUAAAGAUCAGUUUGAACAACACUGCGCAGGCAGAAAACAUCAACAUAAGCUCAUUCUUGCUGUGAAGGCGACAUCAUGCAAAUAGGCUGUCUUGAGAAGUGAAGAAAUUACCUUUUGGACAGCUCAAAACAAAUACAUUCGGAUGGCUCUUACAGCAAUAAUGAACCACCUUCAGAGUUCGAGCUUUUUCGAGGUGUGCGUUUU